Chara braunii is the source of this 2557-nucleotide messenger RNA. The record is from the annotation of a GenBank genome assembly. NCBI's taxonomy places the organism in Eukaryota, Viridiplantae, Streptophyta, Charophyceae, Charales, Characeae.
UCAGUUCGCCACUGAUUUUCGAGGACUCGACGGCGUGGUCAAGACUUGAGGAGCUUGACCCGCUCACGAGAGAGGACUUCGCUUGGAUGCCUCUACCCUCAACCGGAACCUUGCCAAGACCGCAUUGUAACGCCUUGAUGGCAAAUCUACGCUCCUACUUGCACGCUGCAGUACCAGCUCUGUUGACGGACGACGGAGUAGCGGUUGUCGAUCUCCGCUCCUAUCUUGCGAAGAUUGACCGCGAGUACGCCACCCAAAGGUACGCCGAGACCGACGCGCCUUUGCUCUAUAUCCGCAUUCAAAUCGGAAAGGCAACCUGCAGUGCCUUGAUUGAUUGCGGAGCAUCUUGCAAUUUCAUGAGCCAAGCCUUUAUGGCCCGCGCAGGCCUUGGCCCGCACGUUCGAAGGAAGACGCAACCUAUGCAAGUUUCACUCGCGGACGACCGCACUCAAAAGUCGAUCGACCGAUGCAUUGACGGCAUCCCGGUAUACUUUGCGCCCCUUGCGUGCGAGUCGGUGUCUUUCGACAUCCUCGACACCAAGUUUGACAUGAUUCUAGGCAUGUCUUGGUUGCGGAGCGCCGAUCAUCCGGUGAACUUUCAUGAUCGAACCGUUCACGUUCGUGAUCGGAACGGAGUGUUAGUCCCAUGUAUGGUCGCGACCCCUCACACUUCGAUUGCUUGUCACGUGGUUUCCGUUGCAAGGAUUCGCGACGCCAUAGCUCGGAACGACGUCGAGGAGAUGGGCCUUGUUUUCUUACAUGCCCUUCCCUCGCCGGACGGACCAGCCGUGUCGCCGUCGGACCCACGUAUUAUCCACCUCUUAGACGGAUAUGGAGACGUCUUCGAGGCUCCCACCGGAACGGUUCCGGAUCGGCCCAUACGUCACGGGAUUACUCUCGAGGCGGGUGUCAUCCCUCCGCGUGGAUGCAUUUACCGCAUGAGCGAAGAGGAACUCGAGGUGCUUCGCACACAACUCGAUGACCUUCUCGACAAAGCCAAGUACAAAGCAAACCGCGACAAGUGCGAAUUCGCCAAACAAGAGCUCGAGUACUUAGGCCAUUAUGUGAUGCUGAAAGGCAUUCGUCCCUUAGCGGACAAGAUCCAAGCCAUCGUGGAUUGGUCGGAACCCCGUUGCACGACGGAUGUACGCUCUUUCAUGGGUUUGGCUGGAUACUAUCAUUGUUUCGUCGAGUCUUACUCCAAAGUGGCAGCUCCUUUGUCGAAACUUCAGUCCCCGAAGUGCGAGGGGGGCGUGCUGCGGAAAGGGGCUGAGCGGCGGCGGAGGUUCCGUCCCCAGGCCGUUGCGACUGUGCGGGCAGGGUGUGGUGCUUCCAUCGCUGUGGACUUUUGCACACGUCGACUGCGCGUUGCUCCUCUUUGCCGUUUGCGGGACUGUAAGCAUAGAAAAGGGGGCGCCUUUCGACGAACGUCUUCGACUUUCGUCGCGUGGGGAAGUACGACACAGACGACAGCGGAACGACGGGACCGUUUCCACGUCGCGUCUAUGGAGGGCGGCGCAGAGGGUAGACGUGAUCCGUUGACUCAUCGUGAGCUGCAGGCCGUGGCGACGGCCGUGUCCACGAUCAUUCUUCGAUGUCAGCAGGAGAGGGCGCUGGGGCGACUGAAGGAGCAGUUGAGUGCGCGUAGACGGAGGAAAUUGACGCAAGAUCCGUGCGAUGGGGCCGAUUAUGUGGCAACGUCGGAGGCUGUUGUUCAGCUGUGCUACGCGUUGGGUUGCGGAGUGAUACCACGUGCGACGCCGCGGUGGUGGGUGAAGCGCAGGACAGGGGGCACGUGGGAAGACCUCAGGCAAUGCGACGACGCGACAGACGACUACUUCCGGGAUAAGCUUCAAAUGUCGCCGCGAGUGUUCAGGGAAAUCGCGGAGGCGUGUGCGCCUCAUCUUCAGCGGCGGGUCACAUUCUACAGGCAGCCUUUGCAGCCAGACCAGAUUGUGGCGUACGCGCUGUAUAAGUGGGCUUCAGGAGAGACGUACGAGAGCAGCACGUGCAACUUCGGGAUUGGACGAGCUUCUGGGCUGAUUGUCGUCCGCGACGUUACUGCUGCGCUGCUAAGGGUGUUCGGAGAGAAGAUCGCGUGGCCGACAGGACUGCAUGAACUCGUCAUUCUGCGGGCGUUUGUUGAUAAAGGGUUCCCCAACUGCCACGGUUGCAUUUAUUGUACUCACGUCUACGUCGACAAGCCGGCGAACGCUCCGAGCGAAAACUACUACGACAGGAAGCGCCGUUUCUCCAUCGUCGCACAGGUUGUCGUCGACCUGGACUUGCGUGUGCUCGACGUGCACAUGGGAUACACAGGUAGCUGCCACAACAUCAGGGUGCUGCAGUUGUCCAGCCUGUCGCUGCCCGCAAAGGAGGGGUCGUUGUUCCACGGUCCCCCCGUGACACUGUCGUUCGGUGUGAAGACGAACGGGUACGUUCUGGCGAACAAUGGGUACCCCCCUUCCGAAUGGAUGGUCGUCCCGUUGUCAGGCGGCCACAAGCAGUGCGCCGCCUGAGAUCUGCAGUUUUGGGGCUUAGGCUCAGGGACGAAUCC